AUGGAACUCUCACGACAAGAGUACCCAACGCUGCUGGCCACCCUGCAUCCCGGCCAAGCUACAACUGUCCUGAACGAUCGCAUUCGAGUCAUAAAUAAGAUCAAUGCGGAUAUCGCUGAUUACCUGCAGGAACGACGUCGCGUUGAAGAAGCAUACGCCCAAGGGUUGCGGAAGCUGGCGCAUCGGCCACAGUUAGACAAUGCAGCUGCUCUUGGCAUUUUCCAAAUCCCCUGGCAACGUAUAAUCAGUGCCACCGAAACGCUCGCCGUGUCGCACGAAAUCCUUGCGAACAAGAUAGAGGAGGAUGUUGAGCGACCUCUAAGAGAUUUUAGCAGCAAGAGUCCAGAGAUGAAGUCGAUGCCCGGUAUCCAGAGUAGUCUGGCGGGGCUGGCGAAGAAUGUGGAGACUGCACAGAAGAAGGUGGACAAGGCCAGGGCGAGGGGUGCCAAGGGUGCAGACAAACUUGCUAGCGAGAUCGCCAAUGCUGAAGAAGUCCAUCAGCAAUGGGAUUCGCGGGCUCCGUUUGUUUUCGAGCAACUUCAGGCCGCCGAUGAGACCCGGCUCAACCACCUUCGGGAUGUGCUAACACAAUUGGAGACUCAUGAGGUGGAUCAAGUCGAGCGUGGUCGCCAGGCCGCUGAAAGCUGCUUGAAUCUUCUUCUCAAUGUGGAAACGGCAGAUGAGAUCAAAACCUUUGCUGCUAGAAUGGCUGGCCCCCGUGUCCCUGUGACACAGGCCAUCACCAGAAGCCAGACUGAACGAGCGGAGACGCCUUCCACAUUUGAACCGAGAUAUGAGCGGACACCGACUGCGCCAACCGAGCGUCAGUUUUCCACACCAGCAACAGAGGCACCGCUUCCGCCCCCUCCACGCAUCCAGGAUGAUGCGGCAAGCCAACUAUCCGAGGCCUCUGAGAGACACGCCAUUUCUCAGGCACCGCCAGCGCCAGUUCCGGAAGCGCAGCCACGACAUACUCCAUUGGGGGGAUUGAGACGUCUUGGCACUGUCAUGAACAGGAGAAAAAGCGUUGCCUUACCCUCGGCUGGAUCUUUUGACCGAAAGGCAGAGAAGAAGCGUAGUCCAUUUGCUGCAUUCAAGCGAGCCGACUCUCGCGAUUUGCAAAUACCUGAAUCUCCCCCCACGACCGCUCCUGAUCGGCCGGGUACAUCCUUUACUGAUAACUCAUCCUUGCGGAAUCCCAGUGUGUCGCAUGAUCGUGCUGGAUUAGACACUGCUGCAGCUAUGCCUGAAGUGCAUCCAGAGGCCGCCAGAAAUGGAACUGCCCCAGAAGGUCUUGGGUUGACCAAUGACCAUGUCAAUCAGCCACAUGUUGAUUCCGAAGGAUUCACCCAGCGUCCCGCCACAAUUGACGAAAUCACGCGUGCACAGAAUGAGGCAUCGGGCCUGGAUGAGUCUGGUCUGAAUUUGACGAUUCGAGACCAGCCCAUCUUCGAGGAUGAGAGCCAGGCGACGCGGGCCAUGAAUGAUAUGGCAAAUACCCUCCGAAUGCGGGCUCCACAGCCAGGAAUGAGACGCAAUGCAGGCACCAUUCGUGGACGCCGUGAUGUUCGCAAUACAGUCUUUAUUGCUUCUCCUGGCAAUGAGCUUCCACCAUCCUCGGCAGGAUCAGAGUCUCAGCAACCAACCUCGCCAAUCAGACACAUGACCUCCCCCAGUAUUGCCCCCAGUGUUGCUACAGAUGAUCACGCUAUGUCAGAUACUACGUCCAUUCGCUCUGGACACACUACUGGUCUGGGAGCUUCAGUUCAUCCUGAUCUAUAUGAAACAGGCCUGAAUGCUUCAGUCAUUGAGACCAUCAAUGCAUGGUUCUCAGAGGGUAAUGUCACCAAGUCCUUCGUCGUUGGUGAGCUUGCUCUGGCAAACAACUCCACACCUGGUACUGCGGUAGACCAUGCGCGCAUCCGACUCGAUAACUUCCAAGUGCUGGAAAAGGUAGCGGCCAAUCCCCACUUUGUCAAGGACGCUUCCAGAGACGCCGGCGAUGACAAGAGAGGCGAAUACGAUAUCCAGCUGGGCAGCAUCUCCCGCCCCAUACCGACAGUCGCAUUCAAGUAUCAACUCCAUAUCGACCCUACCAACCCCUCCGCCUACUGUCCGGUGAUAUUCAAGCCAGUCUGGAACCUAGAAGAAUUGCAGGCCAGCGCCAUCAUCUACUACACGCUCAACCCAUCCUUCGUCUCCCACACAGGGGAGCCAAUUACCCUCAAGAACUUGGUCUUGACCAUCAAUUUGGACACCGCCACCGAGGACCCAGUCACCAAGCAGCCACGCGAGUCAGUUUCCCACGCCGUCAGCGCCGCCAUGUACCCCAAUACCGGUGCCGUCUUCCGUCGCAAAACCUCCACCGUCACAUGGAGAAUCCCUGAGCUGGAAGUCAAGGCCCCCACUACACCAGGUGCAGAGGGCAAGUUCCUUGUCCGUUUCGUGACGUCCACUCCCGGGCCUCGCAAGGGUACCGUUGAAGCAAAGUUCGAGCUCCGCAACGCCGAAUCCGCUUCUCAGCUAGGUAUCAGCCGUGCUACCUCGGAGUCAGAGCAGAUGGAAGCCGAUCCCUUUGCAGACGAGGGUCGUGAGACCCAGUCCGCAGCUUCAUGGCUGGGCGUCCCAACGACACGCAAGCUGAUCAGUGGAAAGUAUGUCUCUUCCUAG
Molecule: messenger RNA, 2670 nt
Organism: Penicillium vulpinum
Lineage: Eukaryota; Fungi; Ascomycota; Eurotiomycetes; Eurotiales; Aspergillaceae
Exons: 8
Coding region: 1-2670 (889 amino acids)
Biological process (GO): septin cytoskeleton organization
Cellular component (GO): endocytic vesicle; cell division site; cytoplasm
Source: RefSeq, a predicted model, not a curated record